Gopherus evgoodei (Goodes thornscrub tortoise) is the source of this 1153-nucleotide messenger RNA. Its product is annotated as killer cell lectin-like receptor subfamily F member 1. NCBI's taxonomy places the organism in Eukaryota, Metazoa, Chordata, Testudines, Testudinidae. The record is from RefSeq and is a predicted model, not a curated record.
AUGAGGGAGAACACAGAGGCCCUUUGUGACCUGGAGAAGAACCCCUGGCAGAAGAAGAAAGCCCUGAAGAGUUCCCAGUCCAAGCAGUCGUGGCAAACAACUCACCUGUGCCAAGCAAAUGCUUCCGUGUUUGCAAGGUCUGGGUCUAACCGUUCACGCUCAUCUCUGUGUUUUCAAACCAACAUUUUUGGGGGCCGGAUACCCCAGCUGGUUGAGUCUGUGGAGGGUCAUUGCUUUCUUCUCUUCUCAUCGUUUUCUGGGCAAACCUGGAAGAUGGAGGACGAAGAAGGUUACACGGUAUUAAACCCCCGAUGCCAGGAGAAAACCACCACCCGCCUGUCACCAGGGAGGAUCCAAGGUUCUCCUUUGAGUUCCCAGUGCUGUAAACGCAUGCUAGUGAUUUUGGGAGCUGUUUGCAUCAUUCUGACAUUAGCCGUGAUCAUUCUGACUAUCCUGGUUUUCCAGUGCGGCUCUCAUGAAGGCCAGACAGGAACACCCCCAAACGCCCCUGCGGACAGUGAUUCUGGGCAGAGAAGACUGAACAGUGCAGAAGGCAGCAGCAGCCCAGAGGACGUCCUCACUCAUCUGAGACAGAAUCUGUGCGAGCUGCAAACGCACAGCAGCGCAGAUGAAGGCUCUGAGUGCAAACUCUGUCCCAUGGACUGGCUGUCGCACAGAGGAAAGUGCUACUGGUUCUCUAAAGGGAAUAAGGACUGGAAUGGGAGCCGUGAUGACUGUCCAAGGAAGAAGUCUCACAUCCUGGUGAUCCAGGACCAGGAUGAGAUGGAGUUCAUACAGAAUGUCACACAAGGGAAAUAUCCCGUUUGGAUUGGGCUUAAUGUAACGUCCCCAGAGGAGAAAUGGACCUGGGUGGAUGGCUCCAUCUUAAACCAGACUCUGUUUCCGGUAUCUGGUCCAGCUGUGAGAAACAGCUGUGGGGUGAUAAAGGGGAAUCAGCUGCGUUCGGAAAUGUGCAGCGCUGAAUUUAAGUGGAUUUGUCAGAAAGAAGCCGUUAUGAUCUAAGCAGUGAUAGUAGGGGGGCGGUACCCUUAGAAAUAACAGACUCCCAGAUAGAAAGGCCAUUCCGAUUGUCUACUCUGACCUCCUGCAUAACAAAGGCCAGCGAAUGUCACUCAGUAAAAAGCCGAUGGGA